Messenger RNA from Hipposideros armiger (great roundleaf bat), 1452 nucleotides. RefSeq names its product testis expressed 55 (gene TEX55). NCBI's taxonomy places the organism in Eukaryota, Metazoa, Chordata, Mammalia, Chiroptera, Hipposideridae. The record is from RefSeq and is a predicted model, not a curated record. The coding region runs from base 1 to 1452 and encodes 483 amino acids. Gene Ontology annotation, cellular component: nucleus. The transcript has 4 exons.
AUGCAGAAAAUGAUAAAGCCUCCAGAAGUGGCUCCAAUGGAAUCCUUAGGACCUGAAAGCACAGCCAAGUCCUCAAAUAACAGCCACACAGAUCUCCAGGAAGACAACUGGCAGAACCUGGACAUAGAGGAGGCAGAUAACCAGAAUGAUCACAGAACAGCUAACCAGGCUGAGGGAAAAGUGUCCAGCGAGGCUGUACCCAACAUACUUGAGCAAAGCGACCACAAAUUAUCUGAACACACUGUGCGCAAAACAUCUGACCUCCGACCAUCCCACCAUGAUAAUGUUGCUGAUCACAGAACAGCUGAUUGGGUUGACCAAACGAUGUCUGAACAGACGGACAGCAAGUCAUCUCACCAAGCUAAUCAUGUAGAGUCUGAACAGACUGACAGCCAGAUGCCUGUUCUAUAUGAACAAAGAACUUCUAGACACAUUGAACACAGAUCGUCCGGCCAGGAUGAAAAAAGAGCUUCUGGGCGGUUUGACCGCAGGAUGUCCAGCCCGGGUGAGAGAAGAGUUUAUAAUCAGGUUGAUGGUGGAUUGUCUACCUCCUCUAUCCGAAGAGCAUCUGAACAGACUGACUACAGAAUACCUGGCCAAGCUCGACGAAGAACUUCUGAACAGAUUGAUAGCAGAUUGUCUGGCCUGGUUGAACAAAAAACUUAUAAACAACUUUUCAACCAUAGAUUAUCUGACGAAACUGGUUACAAAACACUUGUAAAGACUCACCACAUAGUGCAUGACCAAGCUUCUGAACAAGCUGAACACCAGGCUGCUGACCAAACUGACAGGAGUGACCAUCAUCUUACAGUUGACUACAGUGACUCUAAUCAGGCUGACUACUUAAUAUAUAAAAAGGCUGAUGACACAGAAGACAACUGGUUUGAUUAUGGAGAACAUGACCAGUAUGGCGGUAGAAUAUUUACUAGCAAGGAGGACAGAGAUGCUAGCUUCAAAAUACAAUCCUGCAAAUUUGAAGUUAGCCAAACAGGCCUCAACAAUUCCAAGGUUUCACUUACAUCUGACACUGAAAGUAGAAACUUUCUGCAAGCAUUGAACUCAUUUGGCACCGAAUUCGUCAGUAAUUUCCAAGCACAAGACACAGGCUUUUGUCCAAGAUUCCCUGCCAUAUCAACCAAAUUGGACUAUAUCAACAGUCGAGAAACAAGUCAAGUCAUAGAAACCAAGCCUGAUGCUAUUUCAGAAUAUCAAGAAGGAAAGAGUUCUCAUGGAUACAACGAAACUUAUAGGAGGCGAUUCCCUUCUAUAGUAUAUCAAGAUCCUUAUCAAAUUUCACUACAAUACAUGGAGAAACACCGCAUUCUGCAAAUAUUUCAGCAGAUCACUGAAAACUUAGUCUAUGAAAGGCCAGAGGACCCCCUGAGUUUUAUGCUGUGCCAGGUACAAGAAAUGAUAAAGAACAGAGAUGAAAGAGCGACCUACAAAGAAUGA